Molecule: messenger RNA, 3446 nt
Organism: Amphibalanus amphitrite
Lineage: Eukaryota; Metazoa; Arthropoda; Thecostraca; Balanomorpha; Balanidae
Product: probable RNA-binding protein 46
Exons: 10
Coding region: 127-2004 (625 amino acids)
Cellular component (GO): nucleus
Molecular function (GO): mRNA binding
Source: RefSeq, a predicted model, not a curated record
UCGCGCCGGCGCGUUUCAUUCGUUGGCUGGAAUUCCGCGGGUGCUGUCUGUGCGUCUGGCGGGAAUGAUCUGGAACUGCGAAGCUAACGUGAAGUGAUUCUUCUGUUUGUACCUGCAUCUUGAACGAUGGGGGAAGUCAUGCAUUAUAUGAGACCCACUAAGGGAUUUGGAAGUUUCUACUUCGACCCGUUUUACCAGUGUACGAGCCCCGGUCCGUCGGAGCCCGACCUGGACCCUGCCCGGCAGGAUGGCCGCUCCACCCCGGCCGCCUCCUCGCCCGGCUCGGCCGCCGACGGCCGGCUGGCUACCGACAAAGUCAACAACCUGGCGCUGCUGAGGCUGAUGGAGCGCACCGGCUACAACAUCAUUCAGGAGAACGGUCAGCGCAAGUACGGCGGUCCGCCGCCCAACUGGCAGGGCCCGCCCCCGGCCAAAGGCAGCGAGGUGUUCGUCGGGAAAAUCCCCAGAGAUCUGUUUGAAGAUGAGCUGGCGCCCGUGUUUGAGCGCGUCGGCAAGAUCUACGAGGUGCGCCUGAUGAUGGACUUCAGUGGUACCAACCGCGGCUAUGCCUUCGUCAUGUUCAGCACUCCGGCCGAGGCCAGCCAGGCGGUGCGUCAGCUCAACAACUACGAGAUUCGCAAGGGCCGCUACAUCGGCGUCGUCAAGUCGGUCGACAACUGCAGGCUCUUCGUCGGCGGCCUGCCCAAAAACAAGGUGCGGGACGAGAUCUUCGAGGAGAUGUCCAAGGUGACGGACGGCGUGGUGGACGUCAUCGUCUACAGCAGCGUCACUGACAAGAGCAAGUCUCGCGGCUUCGCGUUCGUCGAGUACAAGAACCACAAGGCGGCGGCGAUGGCCCGCAGGAAGCUGAUCCCGGGCCGGAUCCAGCUGUGGGGACAGACCAUCGCCGUCGACUGGGCCGAGCCCGAGCCGGACGUCGACGAGGAGACCAUGUCCAAGGUGACAGUGCUGUACGUGAGGAACCUGCUGCUGUCGACCACCGAGGACCAGAUCCGAGACGCCUUCAGUCGUGCCGCUGACGGCGGCGUGGAGCGCGUCAAGAAGCUCAGGGACUUUGCGUUCGUGCACUUCUCCAACCGGGACAAGGCGGCGCGCGCCCAGGAGAAACUCGACCACACCGAGCUGGACGGCUCGCUGGUGGAGGUGACGUGGGCGAAACCGAUCGACAAGUCUCGCCACGACCGGUACAAGGCGGCCGCCCACUGCCCGCCGGCCGUUUACCAGCCGCCGCCGCACGGGUUUGUGGGGGACGCCCCCUUCUACGUGCCCACAGGACUCGGCAGCCCCGGCUCUCCCGGCUCAGCGCUGUUCCGCUCUCCCAACAAGCAGCGGAACCGGGGCGCCGCCGGCGUCCGUAACCGGAGCUUCCUGUCACCGUCUGCCGCCGCCGCACGCGCCGCCGGCGGACACAGGAAACCCGUCGAGAUGCGGGCGUUUUUCGAUUAUGUGCCCGACAUGGAGUUCGUUCUCACUAAUCCGUGCACUCUGAAACCGAUGAGGAACGCCGCUCAGAUUCUGGUGGACCUGUGCAUCAACAACAAAUGGGGCGAGCCCCAGUACCAGCUGCUGUCCACCUCCAAACAGACGCCGCAGGCCGACACCGUGCAGCUCUUCAUGUACAAGGUGACGAUCCCGACACUGCCGCCCGAGUACAACACGUUCCAGGGCUCGCGGCUCAGCCUGUACCCCGAGGAGGCCAAGGUGCUGGCAGCCGAGACGGCGCUCAGUCAGCUCGGAGUGCCCCUGGAAAACGGCGAGGGACCCGGCUCUCCGCCUCAGGCCAUGCUGCCGCGUCCCAUGGUGCCCAACGGGGCCUUCAACGCGCCUUCCCCCAACGGCAGCCCGACCGGCUUCAACGCCUUCCAGUUCUACAACAUGUACAACCCCUGCCCCUUCGGCAAGAUGAUGCCGUUUGAGCACCACGGAAUGUACGACGGUUACGGCAUGGGCAACCACCACGCGCACCCACCGGCCAUCUACUGAGCCUCCCCCGCGCUGGCACGGCCGGCGCAGACGUCUUACGAGGCGAGCUUUGCGCGUCGCUGCUUCAGAGAGAGUCGUUGGAAGGUGGGAGCCGUCGCCGCUAUGCGGUGCAGCUAGGGACAUUGUUACUGCGGUGAAACGGGGCGCCGACAAAGAAGUUGUUGCCGAGGCGCAGAAGAGAAGAAGAAGAAACGUUAUUUGUUUUCGUGCACACAGAGUGUCGUUGCAUGCGUUUUAGGAAGAACCGUUUAUUUUAUGUUCGCACUGUGUGACGUUUCGCUGCGGCGGAUGACGUCAGAGUGACGUCACUGCGGCUCGCAGUGGAGCUUGUGGGCCAGUGUCAUGUAAAGUGUGUGUGUGUAUGUUGUUGUAUGGUACUGCUGCCUCGCGUGGUGGGUUGGCCGUCCUGGGAGGGGGGUCCCCCCUCGGGCUGCGGCAGGGCAGUCACGGCUGCCGAACUCCAGUGGCAAAUACUCAGUCGCCAGACGGCGCGCCGCCCGGCCCGCCGUCUGGCGGCCGCCUGUGAAAACAACGUUUUGUGGAGAGUCCGCGGUGAGUCGCCGUCGGCGCGCCUUGUUCUGAUUUCACAGCUCAUCAGACUUAAAUGAUCGGCGCAUUCGCCGCGUUCUGAUCGCAGCAAAUUCACCGCUGACCUCUAGAUAAACUGUCACAAUGUUACAAUUUCCCCGCUGAAGAUUUUAGGCCAUCAACUGAUUGGACUGGGUAUCGGGGAGGACAUAAUUACUGGAGAUUUGUUUGAGUGUUGCCACACGAUGUUUGGAGUGCUGCCAAAUGUGCCUUGGAUUCGGUGUCCAUCACCGAAAGGCCGCGACUCAAGUCCGGCCUUGCUCAUUUAGAGGUAAUUUCGGGUGAUUAGUUUAGAUUUGCAUAUUCCGGGAUUUGUCCAGCUCAUUUAUUGGGGUAGAAUAAGACGCAGUGCGGCCCGCCUCGGGUAUCACAAGCCCGGGCGGUGCCGACUUCAUUGGGCAUUGUGCUGGGCGCUUUUGACCAUUGUUACCAUUCCAAUAUCCCUUUUUAGCCAUGCCCUUCGCGGCAUUUUUAACAGCCACUUUUGUCAUUUGAACAGCAUUUUAUCUGGGCUUUUUAUCCACUUGACGUAUGCUUUUAACUGCCUGUGACUAUCAUUGUCACUCUGAAGCCUGUUUUCGUCUAUCACUUCUAUCUUAUCAACUGUCUCGCUUACAAUCGGUCCCCUGCUUAGGCUGGCCCCGCCCGGCAGUGCCCUUCCUUGGUGAUUGCUUUGAUCGUGCAUCAGCACGCUGUAAGAUUAGGUGUGUAUGAUAACCAAUGGUUGGCGAUGGUUGGGACUGUCGUUCUCCGGCCCCCGCGCCCCAAGAUCGUGCGGCGCGGGGAGCCGUGACUGUGCGCGCGCGCCGUGGUAAUCAAGCCAUGAACUCCGCAAUACACGUUGCUCACUCGCU